This is a messenger RNA of Trichoderma virens Gv29-8, 1356 nucleotides long. RefSeq lists its product as uncharacterized. Gene Ontology annotation, molecular function: catalytic activity; zinc ion binding; nucleic acid binding. The coding region runs from base 1 to 1356 and encodes 451 amino acids. Gene Ontology annotation, biological process: nucleoside metabolic process. NCBI's taxonomy places the organism in Eukaryota, Fungi, Ascomycota, Sordariomycetes, Hypocreales, Hypocreaceae. The transcript has a single exon. The record is from RefSeq and is a predicted model, not a curated record.
AUGGCCAGCCCUCCCGCCAGCAGAGACGAGUUCGAAGUGGCAGUGAUUUGCGCACUGCCCUUGGAGUACGACGCCGUCACUCUUUUGGUAGACGACUGGUACGAGGAUGGCCGAUACGGUAGGGCUCCAGGAGAUGAAAACAUAUACAAGUCUGCACGGAUGGGCAAUGUGAACAUCGUGCUUGUCGGCCCUACAAAUGUUGGCAAAGCUAGAGCUGCUGCUGCUGCUGCGAGUCUCCGGUCGAGCUACCCAAACCUGAAGGUCCUCCUACUGACCGGAAUCUGCGGUGGCGUACCAAGCACUGAGGAGGAUCAAGAGCUAUUGCUAGGCGACGUCGUCAUCAGCAAAAGCGUCAUUCAGUAUGAUCUCGGUAAGCGAUACGAUGGCACAUUCCAAAUGAAGAAGGGUAUCGAAGACUCUCUUGGCAGGGCGAGGAAAAGAAUUUGCGAUUUGGUUACCCACCUAGAGGUGGAUAAAUGGCAUGAACACCUUGAAAGUCAAGCAGCUUGCUUUCUUGAGCAGCUUCAGGCGAAAGAGUCAUCUCGGCAUCGGAGAAAGUACAUUUAUCCUGGCACCGCAAGUGAUCAACUCUUCGAGCCAAGCUAUCUCCACAAGCACCGACUUUCGACUCUACCUGCUUGCACAGAGUGUUGUCAGAGCUCGGAUUCUAUUUGUUGCGAAUCUAAAGAUUUGAGCUGCGAAAAACUUGGAUGUAGCAACACGCAUACUAUACGGCGGCAGCGCCUAGAGUCAAAGGGAAAGCUGGAAUUCAACAAAGCUCAAGCGCCUGCCAUACAUUUCGGUCGCUUUGGGUCGGGCGAUACAGUAGUGAAAUCUGGCAAAUACCGCGACACACUUGCGAGAGAGCAUAAGAUCACGGCCUUUGAAAUGGAAGGCGCUGGACUGUGGGAAGAGAUUCCUGGCGUUGUUAUUGUGAAAGGCGUUUCCGAUUACGCCGACGGCCAUAAGAACGAUUCCUGGCAGAGAUUCGCGGCUGCAACGGCUGCCGCAGUAACAAAAGGGCUAUUAGAGCAUCACAUCCCGCUCAUAUUAGACGGCCCACAGAACAGCACAGGACAUUCAGCAGAGCGAGUCGCUGAGCAGCAAAAUGGCAGACAUAUACCGAGAGACAGCAGCUCUCGCGGUCUACGCUGCUACCGCUGUGAUUGGGAUACUCAUGUACUGCGGGAUUGCUAUGCACAUGAAGACACCGUUGAAGACGGCCGAGAGAUCAGGUGGGAUGAAAACCGAUGCUUGAACUGUGGGGAAGAGGACCACUAUCGGAGGUCCUGCCCUUGGGAAGAUUUACUACCCAGGAGACGCCCGGGCAGUAAAUACAUGUAUCAUCGCCGCUAG